Verruconis gallopava is the source of this 1316-nucleotide messenger RNA. RefSeq lists its product as uncharacterized. Gene Ontology annotation, molecular function: mannan endo-1,6-alpha-mannosidase activity. The transcript has a single exon. The record is from RefSeq and is a predicted model, not a curated record. The coding region runs from base 1 to 1188 and encodes 395 amino acids. Gene Ontology annotation, biological process: fungal-type cell wall biogenesis; carbohydrate catabolic process. NCBI's taxonomy places the organism in Eukaryota, Fungi, Ascomycota, Dothideomycetes, Venturiales, Sympoventuriaceae.
AUGUAUUUUUCGAGAUGUUUAUUUUUAGGAGCCUCUUUGAUCGGCUCUAGCGUGUCAUUGAGCCUCGUCCCUUCAGAUGUCGCUUCUGUCAAAUCCGCUUUGAAGAUUGCGGCCGACAAUCUGAUGGGCUUUUACAAUUUCGCACCGGUCGGCGUUUUGCCCUCGCCGUAUUGGUGGUGGGAAUCGGCAGGCCUCUUCGGCGGCAUGAUCGAGUAUUGGCACUAUACGGGAGACAGUACCUACAAUCAGGCCGUCGCACAGGCGCUGCUAAGCCAACUGAGUCCGGGUAACGACUUCAUGAUGCCGUCGGCCGAAGGAAAUGACGAUCAGGGAUGGUGGGCACUUGCAGCCAUGGGCGCCGCGGAAUACGGGCUGCCUAACCCAGGAGGGCCCAGCUGGAUCAGCGUGGCCCAAAAUGUGUUCAACGAGUUUGCCAGCCGAUGGGACAUGACGCGGUGCAAUGGCGGUAUGAAGUGGAAGAUCCAGCCCGGAGCCGACGGCUAUCACUACAAAUCCACGAUCGCGAAUGGGCUGGCGUUUCAGCUUGCGGCUCGUCUUGCGCGCUUCACGGGGGAUCCGACAUAUCUUGACUGGGCCAUCAACGCGUACAAUUGGACGCAGAGCGUGGGGCUUAUAGACGAAAACUUCAACGUCUUCGACGGCACCGACGACGCAAAGUCUACGGGCUGCGUGGACGUCAACCACGAUCAGUGGUCGUACAACGUCGGCGCGUUCAUGUACGGUGCCGCCGUCCUCUUUGACGUGACCGGCGACCCCCUGUGGUCCGACCGGACGGCUGGUCUCGUAGGCAACGCCGUCGCGACCUUCUUUGACGGCAGGAUCAUGUAUGAGAAGAUGUGCGAGAGACAGGGGACGUGCAACGUGGACCAGCUGUCCUUCAAGGCGUAUCUUGCCCGAUGGAUGGCGGGCACAGCAAAUAUCAUCCCGUCCUUCCAGGCCGCGAUCCUGCCGUUUCUAGAAGCCUCUGCUGAAGGCGCAGCAAAAGCCUGUACUGGAGGUGGCAAUGGUCAAAUGUGUGGAAGUCGAUGGGACAUCGGCAAGUCUGACGGUUCAACAGGCGUUGGCCAACAGAUGGCUGCCUUGGACGUUAUGCGUGGAUCCUUGGUCAUCGGCGCCGCGAAACCGAUUGGUGCCCGAAGAAGAGUCAGGAGAGAAUUUAACGCAUGAAUUUAUCACCUUUAGAAAUGGAAUGAUUGUACUGCGUUGCCGAGGGAGGUGACAUGAAGUAUCGUGUUAGCCAAAGGUUUUGAUUUCGGCACAAGACAGGUGUACUAUAAUGAAUUAGAAUGAUACUC